Messenger RNA from Musa acuminata subsp. malaccensis (wild Malaysian banana), 2496 nucleotides. RefSeq names its product IRK-interacting protein. NCBI's taxonomy places the organism in Eukaryota, Viridiplantae, Streptophyta, Magnoliopsida, Zingiberales, Musaceae. The record is from RefSeq and is a predicted model, not a curated record.
GAUAGUGACAAAUGCAUCUUCUGAUGUUGGACCAAAUCCAACAGUCUUAAAGAACAUAUAGAACCAAGUCCGAUCUUGUAACAUAAAAGCAUUUUGGUGAUUUAGGUUCUGAGAUGAGCUCAAAGCAAGAGGAGUUGAUGCAUUCAGAUCUCCAUGCCACUCCAUGUGAUGUGACUUUAAUGUUGGUGCAUUUCUAAUUUGCAUCAUCAUGCAAGCAGCCCCUGGAGCUGCCAAGCAGAUCCAGGUCAAAGAAGAAAGAGAAAGGUUUCGUUCAUGGAAGUAGUAAAAAAAGGCCAUGGCAAGUGGUGGAGAUGGUGCAUCUCUUCAUGGUCAUUCAUGCCACUGAGCACUAAAUUAUGGAAAGGAGCUUUCUUUUUGGUGGAAUACAUGUGGUGUUGUUGGAUAUGAUCACCUCACUCAGGCUACAGCUAGUACCACCACCCCUUCCUGCCGUUGAGCUCGAUCCCACCCAUGCCAUGGAAGAUGCUGAGCUCCAUGGAUUUGCCUAGCGGCGGCGGUGGUGUUGCUGCUGCUGCGCAGGCUCAUGGGAUCAACAGGCAGCACGUCCAGGCGGCCAUUGUGAAGGCAGCUGAGCUGAGGGCGCUCCACGCGGCGCUGCUCCAAGGUGGCUCCGGCGGCAGCCCCGCCGCGGUGAGGUUGCCCGCCGGUGCUUCCCCUUCCGUUUCUCGCGGAGCUAGCCAGUUCACGGUACCUGAAGAUUACCCGGUCUUCACGCCGAGUUAUGAAGAGGACCCCCUGCCCGGAUACCACUAUUUUCAUCCGGAGAAUAGAAGCUUAUCGCAAAUCUGGAAUGAAAUCGGUCUGGAAGAAGGAAAAUAUAGUGAAGCAGUUGCCUUUGUUAAUAGAAGUACGAAUAAGCUUUCUCCAUCAAUCAGUGAACUGCACAUUCCCUCUGCAAUUGAGAAUGUAUCCAAUGGAACCUCAUGCGCUAACCAUAUGCCCCUGCUGCAACCCUCUUCGGAAGCUGAUGAUGUCAAGUCCUUAGGUAGAAGAACAGAAUCUGGAGAAUAUACAACAGUCUUGACAAACGAUACAUGCAACCAAGAAACUGUAAACAUGGAAGUGGGUGGUGAUCGGAAGAACCUCAAGAAUGCCAAGCGCACAGAGGUCUCACACGAUCCCGAGCAAUCUGUAAAGACACACAUAAAACACAGAGGGUCAGGUCUUUCAUGGUUGUUUCCAAAAUCAAAAAAGAAAUCCAAGCCGGAGAUGUCACCGAAAAUGAUGGAAUCUGAGGGCAUGUCCCAAAUCUUGAAGGAAUGGGGGGUUCUAUCACUGGAAUCGCUGAAGAAGGAGCUCCUCGAGGCCAAUGAAAACAGGGAUGCUGCACUGGCAGAAGUCUCAGAGAUGAGGUCCUCAUUGGGAGAGCUGCAACAGAAGCUAGUCAGUUUAGAAGCAUAUUGUGCAGAGCUGAAGAAGGCCUUAAAACAUGGUAUGCAUCCAAAGAGUUCCCAGAUUUCGGACAGAUCUAAUUUGUCAAAGAGAACAAAGGCCAUGAGCAGCAACAGAGACAAUUCGAUGCCUGUGAGCCAAGAGGUAAUGGUUGAGGGCUUCUUGCAGAUAGUUUCAGAAGCCAGGCUCUCAGUCAAGCAGUUCUGCAAGAUGCUCAUCCACCAGAUUGAGGAAUCCGAUGAUGAUCUGUCAGAGAAACUAAAUUUACUUCUCCAGCCACAUCAGAUGGCACUGAUCACUGGUAAGUACUCAAAAGGAGUUAUCUAUCAUUUGGAAGCAUUCGUAAACCAAACUCUAUAUCAGGAUUUCGAGAACUGUGUGUUCCAUAAGAAUGGUUGUCCAAAAUUUCUGGAUCCCCGGGAAGAGUGCAGGGAGAACUUCUCAUCUUUUGUUGGGCUUCGGAAUUUGAGCUGGAACGAGGUGUUGCAGAAAGGGACCAAGUACUACAGUGAGGAUUUCAGCAGGUUUUGCGAUCAAAAAAUGAGCUGCAUUGUUUCCAUGCUUGACUGCUCAGCGCCAUGGCCUGAGCAGCUUCUGCAAUGCUUCUUUAUCGCCGCCAAGUGUAUUUGGUUGCUCCAUUUGCUGGCCUUUUCCUUCAGCCCACCCUUGACGAUCUUGCGUGUCGAGGAAGAUCGUGAAUUCAAUCCCCUCUACAUGGAGGAUAUUCCCUUGGACAGGCACAGACUGCAAGGCGCUACCCGAGUUAAGAUCAUGGUGAUGCCAGGAUUCUAUGUUCAAGAUAGGGUGCUGAAGUGCAGGGUCCUCUGCAGGCAUGGUUCUGUACCAUAAUCAUUCAUUCCAAAGAAUUCUUUUCUUUUUCUUUAGCACCACAUUUCGGCUUUCUGGAGUGAUCAAAAUUGAUGUUUCAUCUCCAUAACUGCAUGCUUCUCUUUUAAUCUCUCUUCUCGAGUACAGUUUGUAAUAUCCAACUAACCACAAGUGACCAUUUGGAGAACUUGUAGUGGAUCCUGUCAUAAUUAUGAACAACUAAAGAAAUUUGAUCACAGUUACCUGAUCGAUUCA